Drosophila takahashii is the source of this 3638-nucleotide messenger RNA. It is a transcript of the gene Noc1, whose product is annotated as Nucleolar complex protein 1. NCBI's taxonomy places the organism in Eukaryota, Metazoa, Arthropoda, Insecta, Diptera, Drosophilidae. The record is from RefSeq and is a predicted model, not a curated record. Gene Ontology annotation, cellular component: nucleus.
UUCCCGGUGAAUGGCAAAUCUUUGAAUACACGUGCAAGUUGUUUCUAACGGAGUUUAUUUUAAUUAAUGCUUUUUAUUUGAUUAAUAACUAAAUAAAAACAUGCCGGCAGCAGUGGCACAUGGUGUGCAAUUCGGGGCGCCGUCCAAGAACAAGAAAAUCGUCUUUGACGACUCCGGCGAGGCUGUGGUUAAGCAAAACAAAAAGGAGCACCCACAUAAACCAAAGUUUCAGGCAAAGGAACAGGUGAAGAGGCCACAGAAAAUCAGUUUUGGUGAGGAUGGACAAGCCAGGGGUGGAAAACCCUUCAAUAGAAACCAGCAAAAACAUAAUGGUCAAAAGCCUGAUAAAAAACCACAUAAAAAUAAGUUCGGCGAUAAUAAUGAUCGAGGAGCUCCCAAGUCGUUCAACAAAAACCAUCAAAAUGGUCCAAAGCCACAGAAAAUCAAGUUUGGCGAAGACGGAGAAGCUGUAACUCAAAAACCUUUUAAUAAAAACCACCAAAAACAUAAUGGUCAAAAGUCGGAUUUCCCGAAUAAACCACAAAAGAUAAAGUUCGCUGAGGAUGAAGAUGAAGUAACUGAAAUUUCCGAACAGGUCAAGAAACCCCAGAAAAUUAAGUUUGGAGACGAUGGAGAGAAGAAACCCCAACGCAUCAAGUUCGAUGAGGAUGGAGCUGGAAAAAAUGUAUCAGAUAGCGAUGGAGACAGCGAUGAGGAGGAGGGUCAAUCCUUUUCCAAAAAGCACAACAAAUAUCAGUCGAAAGUGGACGAAGAGGAGGAGUCCCAAAAGAAGUGGUAUCAUGUGCAUCCCGACUAUCCAUCUACCGAUGAGGUGCUGGACAUGAAGGAGAACGAUCAGCUGGAGCUUUACAAUCUCUGCAAGAAUUCAUUCGAGGCCGAGAAGGUCACUUUUAAUAAGCGCAAUCCCUCGGAUGCCCGCUGGCUGCAAACCGCUCUGCACAAGGGUACGGCCAAGGAUCGAGCCAAUGCCGGCGCCCUGCUGGUCACGAGUAAUCCCCUGGGCAACCUGGAGGCCCUCACCACUUUGAUUGGCUUCUGCAAGAUCUCCAACAAGGCCAGCAACGAUGUGAUUGCAGUGCUCGCUGAUCUGUGGCAGGAGGUGCUCCUGCCGCCCAACAGAAAACUCCUGGCGGUGCACACCCGUGGAGCGGAUUGGAAGAAGCUGAAGAAGGACGAGAAGCUGCGCAACGAACAGAAGCGACGCAUCUACGCUUAUUGGCAUUUCGAGAGCGAAUUGAAGGAUCAGUACCAUGAGUUCCUAAAGAACGUAAUGCAGGGCUUGCAGACUGGACAGGAGCACAAUAAGAACUCGUCCAUUGUCACGGCCGCCAGGCUGUUGGCCUUUGCUCCCGAAAAGGAGCAGCUACUGCUGACCAUGUUGGUGAACAAGCUGGGCGAUCCCAUCGCCAAGAUUGCCUCCAAGGCGUUGCAUCAUCUAAGCGAAGUGGCUCAGAAACACCCGAACAUGUGCGGCGUCAUUGUUGCGGAGGCGGAGAAGCUGCUUUUCCGCAACAACAUUUCCGAGCGGGCUCAGCACUUUGCCCUGUGCUUCCUCUCCAGCAUCGCACCCUCCGGCCGGCCCGAAGUCUGCACCAAGUUGGUCAACAUCUGCUUCGCCCUCUUCAAGGUUCUGGUCCAAAAGGGAGCCGUAAACAAUAGAACCAUGCAGGCCAUCCUGCGGUGCCUGCAAAAGGCCAUUGUGGAGGCUCAACCGGCAAAGGAUAGCAAUGGCGAGUUGCUCACGAAGGAAAUGCAGGACACCAUCUAUCGUUUAGUCCACUUGGCGGACAUUAGAGUUGCAGUACAGACUCUAGGAUUGCUGCUUCAGCUGGUUUCGGUUAAAACCGAGAAAUCAGAUCGUUUCUACAACGCUCUGUAUGUGAAGCUGCUGGAUUUGAACCUCAUCAAUGUGGGCAGCAAGACGGCGGCUCAUCUCCUGCACAUUGUCCAUCGUGCCAUCCACAUCGACAGCCAUGUGGCGCGGGCCCAGGCAUUUGUCAAGCGGCUCCUGCAGCUCACUCUCUACGCUCCUCCGCACAUCGCUGCCGGUUGUUUGAUCGUCAUCCACAAGCUGUUGCGCAUGCGCCGUGAGCUCAUCGGCGGCACGGGAGCUUCGGAGGAAGUGGAUGAAAGUGCCAAGGUCAUUCUACCUGCCGAUGCGGAUCUGGACAAGUUUGGCAGCGACGAUGAGGAGGAGGUCUACGAGGAUGUCAAAGAGGAGGCAGCGGAUGGCACGGAGGAGAAGCCCGAAGACGGUGCCAAGUCAACUGCCUCCUCCUGGCAUCAUGCCAGCGUGGCUGCCACGGAAACCAAGGUCCGGAAUAUCGAUUCCUGCAAGUACGAUCCCUACCAUCGGGUGCCCGCCUUUGCAGGCGCUGGCUAUGCCCUGCGUCACGAACUCUUGCUGCUGCGCCAGCACUACCAUCCCACUGUCCAGGUCUUUGCCGAGCAGAUCCUUCACCAAUCACGCAUCGAUUACUACGGCGAUCCGCUGAGGGAUUUCGGACUGCCGCACUUUUUGGAACGUUUCGCCUUCAAGAAUCCGAAAAAGCUUGAUGCCCCACAGGCGGCGGAAAGUGCUACGGUGGCCCACAAACGCUAUAUGGCUCACGGGGCACGUGGCAGGCCGGUAAAGUCGCUGACCAAGUCCAACUGCACCGAGGAUGAGAUGUUCAUCUUCAACUUCCUGGAGCACAAGCGUCGCCAGGCGGAGAUUGUGGCCCAAAACAAGAAGCAAAAGGAGGUGAAGUCGGAGGAUGCGAACGAGGGCGAGGAUGGUGAGGCUGGAGAGGAAUAUCUAAAGGAGGGCGAGGUGGACGACGAUGAGUUCGAGGCCUAUUUGGAUGGGUACUUUGGCAAGAAGUUCAAGGAAGGCGUCGACGAGGAGCAGGACGAGGAGGAGCUGAACUUCCUGCAGGAGCUGGGCGGCGAGAUGAAGAAGGACAAGUCCAAGGACAAGAAAAAGAAGAAGCAGGUGGACAAGGCUGAAGAGGAAAUGGACGAUAUAGAUGACGACUGGGGUGACGAUGAUUUGGGAGAAGAUGAGGAGGACGACGAAAUGGAAGGCGCUGGCGAAGAUCAGUCGGAUGACGAGACGGGCUCGAUUGAUUUGGAGCCACUAGAUGACGAUGAUGAUGAUGAGGGUUCCAUUUCCGGCCCAGAUGACAGUGAUUCAAGCGAUGCUCCCGAGAGUCCCGACGAAGAUGAUGAUGAUGAUGAAGAUGCACCGCCCAGGUCCAAGAAAUCCCGAAAGGAUGCCGAAAUGGUGGGAGGACGAAGCUUUGCCAAAACACUCAAACAAAGUCAUGACAUGUCCUCCUUGUUUGCUGCCGCCGAUGACUUCUCUUCGCUGCUGGAGGAAACGGCCAAGGUGAAGGGUCAGGGAACCAGCAAUGCCGUCUUCAACAAGGACAAAUCCUCCGACAAGCAAUUGAAAUGGGAGGAGAACCGGCGAUCGAACACGAAAACCUACAUGGGCAAGAAGUUUGCCGGCAAACCACAGAAAGCGGGCAAAAAGCGGAAACACUAAACUUUAUCCCUAUCCUAUUUAAGUGGCUAGCUGUGUAAAUACAGAAUCGCAAGAUUAAAUUCACUUCUUAAUAAGUUAUCAUUUGAAA